UUUUAUCUGAACUAGAAACAAGACGAGCAGAGCCCAAAGGCAGUAAGCUUUAUCCGAUUGGGUGAAAAACUCAAACCAAAACAGCAUCACUUGAAGAUUACCAUUUUCCAUUUCAAUCUCAUCUCCUCAUGUUGCACAAAACCCUAAUUUCAUAAACCCUUCUCGUGCAUUCAUUCACUUUAUGAAUUCACCAGAACGAUGAACAUUCUCUCCUCGCCCCACUUUCACGUCACCAAAUCUCGCUACCCCCACCGCCAUGGAACGCCGAAGCAAACUCCGAGGCACCUUCCCACCCACCUUCUUCUUCUUCGCAGGCCAUCCACAGUGCUCUGCAAAUCCACCUCCGCGAGUGCCGAACCCGGUUCGGACGAUUUCGUGGGCCGCGUUCUCAAGGAAAACCCGAGCCAGUUGCAACCCAAGCACCUAAUUGGCGAAAAGUUCUAUACUUUGAAAGAAAAGGAGAGUUUGGGCAAAUUGCCCAAUGUGGGUAUCUUCGAUGUGUUGAAGAGGUUGAACCCGACGAAGCCUCAGAGCAAGAGAGAGAGUGAGGUUUCGGGAGAGAGAGACUCUGUGUAUUUGAAAGACUUGCUGAAGGAGUAUAGAGGGAAACUCUACGUGCCUGAGCAAAUUUUUGGCACUGAGUUGUCAGAGGAAGAAGAGUUUGACAGAGAUUCAAAAGAGUUGCCCAAAAUGAGCAUUCAGGACUUCAGGAAGGCCAUGAGUAAAGACAAAGUAAAGUUGAUAAUUUCAAAGGGAGGUGGAGGUGGUUUUAGGGAUUUCAUUGUGGAGUUGAAGGAAAUUCCUGGUGAUAAAAGCUUGCACACAACCAAAUGGGUUCUCAGGCUGGGUAACAGGGAAGCUCAAGCCAUUUUGUCGGACUACACUGGACCGCGAUAUGAGAUAGAGAGGAGGAAUACCAUGUCUUGGGUGGGGAAAAUGCCGGAGUACCCUCAUCCAGUUGCAUCUUCCAUAUCUAGCAGAGUGGUGGUUGAGCUUGCAGUGGUGACAGUCUUCAUGUGUUUCGCAGCAAUUAUAGUUGGUGGAUUCCUUGCAUCAGCUUUGUUUGCUGCCACCAGUUUUGUAUUUGUGAUGGCUGUCUAUGUUGCGUGGCCUAUAGCCAAACCAUUCCUCAAGCUUUUUCUUGGUCUUGCACUAGCAAUUUUGGAGAAGAUUUGGGAUAAUAUUGUUGAUUUUUUCAGUGAUGGUGGCAUUUUCUCUAAGAUAUCUGAGAUUUACACUUUUGGUGGAUUUUCUGCCAGUCUCGAGGCAUUGAAACCAAUUAUGCUUGUAGUUUUGACUAUGGUCCUUCUUGUUCGCUUCACUCUUUCAAGAAGACCUAAAAAUUUCAGGAAGUGGGAUCUUUGGCAGGGAAUAGACUUCUCACGAUCAAAAGCUGAAGCUCGCGUUGAUGGUUCAACUGGAGUCAAGUUUUGUGAUGUGGCUGGAAUUGAUGAGGCAGUUGAGGAACUUCAAGAGUUGGUGAGAUACCUAAAAAAUCCUGAGUUGUUUGAUAAAAUGGGGAUCAAACCUCCGCAUGGUGUUCUUCUUGAGGGCCCUCCCGGAUGUGGCAAGACCUUGGUAGCCAAGGCUAUAGCUGGUGAAGCUGGUGUUCCAUUUUACCAAAUGGCUGGAUCAGAAUUUGUGGAAGUUUUAGUUGGUGUUGGUUCUGCACGAAUUAGGGAUUUAUUUAAAAGAGCCAAGGUAAACAAACCAUCAGUCGUGUUCAUAGAUGAAAUUGAUGCGUUGGCAACUAAGCGUCAAGGUAUUUUCAAGGAGUCCACAGAUCACCUGUAUAAUGCAGCCACCCAGGAAAGGGAAACUACAUUGAACCAAUUGUUGAUAGAGCUUGAUGGUUUUGAUACUGGAAAGGGUGUCAUAUUUCUAGCCGCCACAAAUCGUAAGGAUUUGUUAGAUCCAGCACUUCUUCGUCCGGGUCGCUUCGAUCGCAAGAUCAGGAUUCGCCCUCCUAGUGCAAAAGGAAGACUGGAUAUUUUAAAAAUUCAUGCUGGCAAAGUAAAAAUGUCAGAGAACGUUGAUUUAUCUAGCUAUGCACAGAACCUACCAGGAUGGAGUGGAGCAAGAUUGGCACAAUUGGUUCAAGAGGCUGCUCUUGUGGCUGUGAGGAAACGGCACAACUCAAUUCUUCAGCCAGAUAUGGAUGAUGCAGUUGACAGACUUACGGUAGGACCUAAACGUGUGGGAAUAGAAUUAGGUUACCAAGGACAAUGUCGUAGAGCUACUACAGAAGUGGGAGUUGCAUUAACUUCUCAUCUGCUCCGGCGAUAUGAACAUGCAAAAGUUGAAUGCCUAGAUCGCAUUUCAAUAGUACCUCGUGGUCAGACAUUAUCUCAAUUGGUAUUUCACCGACUAGAUGACGAAUCAUAUAUGUUUGAACGUCGACCUCAAUUGCUACAUCGCCUUCAGGUUCUGCUUGGAGGUAGAGCUGCCGAGGAGGUCAUAUACGGACGUGAUACAUCAAAAGCCUCAGUUGAUUACCUUGCAGAUGCAUCCUGGCUUGCUCGGAAAAUAUUAACCAUAUGGAAUUUGGAGAAUCCAAUGGUCAUACAUGGAGAACCACCACCUUGGAGGAAGUCUGUAAAAUUUGUUGGACCGAGGUUGGAUUUUGAAGGGUCUCUUUAUGAUGACUACAACUUGAUUGAACCCCCACUAAAUUUUAAGAUGGAUGAUGAAGUUGCUCAAAGAACUGAAGAGUUGAUCCGUGACAUGUACGGAAAAAUGGUCGCUCUCCUUAGGAGUCACCAUGCGGCUUUGCUCAAAACUAUUAAGGUUCUUCUCGAUCAGAAGGAGAUCAGUGGUGAUGAAAUAGAGUUCAUUUUGAGCAAAUACCCUUCACAAACACCUUUACAUCUUUUGGAGGAGGAAGAGGAAAAUGCUGGCAACCUUCCCUUCACCAAUGAACAAGUGCAUGAUCUGGAGUAUGCAUUAAAACCAAACGAAGAAACCAUAUGAGUUAUUUCUCAAUCUUCAAUCUAAAACCAAGAAUUUAUUCCUUGAUUCCUGACCAACCAGUGUUUCAGAUUUGGUAGCUGCACUUCGGUGAGGUUCCUUCCAUAUGAACCAUGAAGGGUUACUUCAAAGCUUAGCUUUUUCAGUGACGACGAAAGUAUAUGUAUUUGUUGAGCCAUAAAUUUUGAUCACGCAAUUUGUAUGAAACGCUAUUCAUUAUAACAUUUUUAAGAGGCGUAUUUCCUUUCCA
This is a messenger RNA of Cajanus cajan (pigeon pea), 3217 nucleotides long. RefSeq names its product FtsH extracellular protease family (gene FTSHI1). NCBI's taxonomy places the organism in Eukaryota, Viridiplantae, Streptophyta, Magnoliopsida, Fabales, Fabaceae. Gene Ontology annotation, molecular function: ATP binding; ATP-dependent peptidase activity; ATP hydrolysis activity. Gene Ontology annotation, cellular component: chloroplast. Gene Ontology annotation, biological process: proteolysis; protein import into chloroplast stroma. The record is from RefSeq and is a predicted model, not a curated record.